AUGUGGGGGUUCAGUGGUGGCCUUAGAGAGGACAGAGCAGUGCUGUUAGCAGCAAAUGGUUUCGCAGCCUUAGCUAUUGCGUACUGUGAAUAUAAAGACCUUCCUGAACGGUAUGGCUUAUUUCAGUUGUCCUAUUUUGAGAGUGCAAUUGACUGGCUUACCUCACAACCGAAGGUGAAGUCUGGUGGAGUUGGCCUGGUUGGUCUGUCUAAUGGAGGCACAUUAGCGCUAGCCCUUGCUGCUCAGCUAGGACACAAAGUCAAAGCAGUGGUCUCUGUUUCAGGAUACCCCAUGUUUAUUGGAUGCUCGUUGGCCACUGAAACCAUGACUAUACCUGGCUAUCCUGCCAAUCAGAAUUCUUCGGGCGACUCUUGUUAUUUACAUUUCAUGUCUAUAUUUAAAAGCGAAGAGCUUUACACAUCAGGGUCACCAUGGGCGAUUCCGGUGGAGCAAAUAUCCUGCCCUGUUCUACUUGUUUAUGGCCUCGAUGAUCUACUUAUUCCCAAUGUAGAAUGGAUGUGUGAGGUCAUUUUUCGACGCAAGCAACAAAAUAGAAAGAAAACAUUCUGUGAGAAGCUUGGUCUCUAUGGGGCCGGCCACUUGAUUACACCAUGCUAUAACCCACCUUGUUCCAGAAAAUAUGUUAAAUUACUCGAUGAAAUGUGGUUUGUUGGAGGGGAUAAUAAGACUCUAUUCGCAAAAUGUUGUGAACAAUAUUGGAAAAGAAGUCUAGAGUUUCUAUUCAAGUACAUUUAA
Messenger RNA from Porites evermanni, 756 nucleotides. The record is from the annotation of a GenBank genome assembly. NCBI's taxonomy places the organism in Eukaryota, Metazoa, Cnidaria, Anthozoa, Scleractinia, Poritidae.